AUGCACCAGGCGCAGUUUGCUGGCCGGGGUCCUGCCGCUGGCCAACGUCAGGCGGCUUCAGCGCCGCCAGAGCUGGAGCAGGCGCAGCAGGCGCGUCCCGUCCCGCAGCCGCGCCGUCGUGAGCGGCCCCCUCGCCCACAGCAGCAGCAGCAGCAGCAGCAGCGUGGUGCUGGCAGCCUGCUGCGACCAUUAGAGGCAGCUGCCAGCGGCGCUGCCAACGAUCGCCAGCGGCGGCAGCAGGCAGCGCCAGUUGCAGGCGGGGAGCCCUCGUCAUCAUCAGAUGCAGAAGGUGCGGGCACCCAGCUGGGUGGCCAGGCACAGCCGCAGCAACAAGCAGCAGCAGCAGGAGGACUGGAGGCAGCAGCGAAUACAGCUGCCCAGCCGCGCCAGGAGCCCCGCAGUAGGCAGCGCCAGGAGCGGCAGGCGGGGGAGCGGGGCGCCGAUGCCGCCGGCGAUGCAGCAGCCUUGGAUAGCAGUGGUGCUGCUGGCCCCCAGCCUCCGGAGCCCUUGCCAGAUGCGCCGCACUGCCUUGUGUGCUGCCACGAGAUGGCAGAGGUUGGGAUUGGCGCCUGCAACCACAAGCAGGUGUGCGGUACGUGCACCCUGCGCCUGCGCCUCUGCUACGAUCGCCAGGACUGCCCGCUGUGCAAGGCUGAGCUCAAGGAGGUCAUCAUCGCUCCCUGGCGCCCGCAGCUCCCCGACUGGCAGGCCUUUGAGCAGCACCCAGAGUGGUUGGCGCGCAGCGCCAAGUGGGCGCACGGCAGCAUCUGGGCGGACAGGUGGCGCCGCGGCGGCCGCCUCAGCUCCCGCCUCCUGCACGACCUGCAGCGCCGCACCGCGCUGGCCUGCGCCGUGUGCGACCCGGGCGGCGAGGCGCCCUUGGCGCGGCGCGAGCACCUGCUGGUGCACGUGCAGGAGGCGCACGGCCUGCGCCUGUGCAGCCUCUGCCUGCAGGAGGGGCGCCUGUUCCCUCUGGAGCUGCAGGCCUUCCCCAGCCUGCAGGCGCUGCAGGCGCACAGCGAGGCCGCCCACCCGCACUGCGGCUUCUGCCGCCGCACCUUCUAUGAUGACGAUGCGCUGUGGAAGCACAUGCACCAGGCUCACUUCUCCUGCCACGUGUGCCCGCCCCCCGUCGCCGCCCACGCCUACUUCAACAGAGCCCCCGACCUGCUGCGCCACAUGAGGCACGCUGGCAGGGCUGCGCCUGCGCCUGUGGCUGUGGCUGCGCCUGCGCCUGCGCCUGCGCCUGCGCUCCCUUGCGGAGCGUCUGAGCACUUCAUGUGUGAUGAGCCCGAGUGCGCCGACUGCUUUGUGGCCUUUGCCACCGCGGAUGAGCUGAGGAGGCACCAGCUGGAGCGGCACUCGGCCCGCAUGCCGCGCUGGGACUCCAGCCGCGCCCGCCCGCUGCAGCUCGACAUCUCCUUUGCCCGCCGCCAGGGCCCGCUGUCGGCGGCCGAGGCGACGGCGGAGCGGCGGCGUCAGCGCCAGCGCAGCCGCGGGCCGCAGGACGUACGCAUGAUGGAGGGUGCGCGCCCCGGGGAGGGCCCGCCACCCGACCAGUGGCCCGCUGGCUUUGAGUAUGCCCGGGAGGCAGACGGAGGCCUGCGGGUGAUUGACGACGCAGAUGUGCCGGCAGCAGCGUACCCUGGCGGCGGCGGCGGCGGCGGCAGCGGCAGUGGUGGCGGCUUGAUGGGCGCCGGCAGCUGGGCGGAGCACCGCCCGCAGCGGCAGCAGCGGGGCGGCGGCGACUUCCCCUCGCUGUCGGCCGCAGCGGCAGGAGAGGGCGGCGGGGGCGGCGGCGCCGGCAGCAGCAGGCCGCCGCCGCUCGUCAAGAAGACGGUGAAGUGCCCCUGUGGCAGGCGCGUGAGCCACUAUGCUGUGGCUGAAGGGCAGGAGGUGCCACCCCUGGAGUGUGACGCGGUGUGCCGCAUUGAGGGGCGGCGCCAGCAGCUGGCGGAUGCAUUUGGCAUGGACGACCCGGCCCACCAUGCCGGCGCCUUUGAGCGGCAGAGGUCUGUCACCUACAGCGGGCUGCUGCUGGCGGCGGCGCAGCAGAACCCGCGGUUCGUGGAGGGCGUGGAGCGACAGCUGGCGGAGUUUGUGGCGGACAAGGAGGCCAAGAGGGUGAGCCUGUCUGCGAUGCCGCGCGAGCAGCGCGCCGUGGUGCACGCCCUGGCGGAGCAGUAUGGGCUGGCCACCACCGGGUAUGGGCAGGAGCCUGCGCGGUAUGUGGAGCUGUUCAAGACGCCCGCCGCCGGCAUCCCCGCGCGCCUGCUGUCCAGAGUGGCGCCCACGGUCCCUGCCUCAGAGGUGGCCCAGCUGCUGAGGGAGAGCGAGGGCCACCCCAUGCGCCUGAUGGACAUAGCCAUGUCUGUUGACCUGCGCUUCUACCUGCGGCAGUGGGAGGGAGCCUACCGCCUGGAGUGGCAGGGGGGCGAUGCCGCCAUCGUGCGGUUCGAGCGCGAGCAGGACCUGAAGGAGGCGCUGGAUGUGUUGGGUGGCGGCAUCCGCGGCCUGUUCAGGAUUGACCGCUCCUGGCGCCCCAAGACUGCGGUGGCGACGGCGCCGCCUGUGCCCAGCAGCAGCGCCAGCAGCCGAGGGUGGGCAGGCGCCGAGGCGGGUGGCAACGCGCCUGAGGGCUCCACUUGGACCGCGGUGGCAGUGGCGCCACGGCCUGCGCACAACAGGCCGGAUGCGCAGCAAGCGGCAGCGGCAGCCAGCGGUACAGAGCAGCAGCAGGAGCAUCGGUGGGCGGUGAUGACGGGCCGACGGGCGGCGCGCCCGGCAGCAGCGGCAGCCGCCGCGGCUGGUGCGGGCAGGAACGUGCUGGUGGAGAUGGUGCAGGAGCACGAGGAUGCCUGGACCAGCGACGGCAGCUCGGAGGAGAGCGACGGGUAG
Messenger RNA from Chlorella variabilis, 2898 nucleotides. RefSeq lists its product as hypothetical. NCBI's taxonomy places the organism in Eukaryota, Viridiplantae, Chlorophyta, Trebouxiophyceae, Chlorellales, Chlorellaceae. Gene Ontology annotation, biological process: protein ubiquitination; rescue of stalled cytosolic ribosome. The transcript has 14 exons. Bases 1 to 2898 code for a protein of 965 amino acids. The record is from RefSeq and is a predicted model, not a curated record. Gene Ontology annotation, molecular function: ribosome binding; ubiquitin protein ligase activity; nucleic acid binding.